AUGGCGUUGGCGGCGUUGGCGGCGGUGGCGGUGGCGGUGGCGGUGGCGGUAGGAGCAGCGGCGGCGGCGGCGGCGGCGGCGGCGGCGGGUGGCCUGGCGGUGCCGGAGAUGGCGGUGGCGGCGGUGGCGAUGGUGGUGGCAGUAGGGGCAGCGGCGGCGGCGGCGGCGGGUGGUCUGGCGGUGCCGGAGAUGGCGGUGGCGGCGGUGGCGAUGGUGGUGGCAGUAGGGGCAGCGGCGGCGGCGGCGACGGCGACGGCGGGUGGCCUGGCGGUGCUGGAGAUGGCGGUGGCGGCGGUGGCGAUGGUGGUGGCAGUAGGGGCAGCGGCGGCGGCGGCGACGGCGACGGCGGGUGGCCUGGCGGUGCUGGAGAUGGCGGUGGCGGCGGUGGCGAUGGUGGUGGCAGUAGGGGCAGCGGCGGCGGCGGCGACGGCGACGGCGGGUGGCCUGGCGGUGCUGGAGAUGGCGGUGGCGGCGGUGGCGAUGGUGGUGGCAGUAGGGGCAGCGGCGGCGGCGGCGGCGGCGGCGGUGGCGGCGGCGGCGGGUGGUCUGGCGGUGCCGGAAAUGGCGUUGGCGUUGGCGGCGGCGGUGGCGAUGGUGGUGGCGGUGGAGGUGGCGGUAGGGGCAGCGGUGGUGGAGGUGAUGGAGGAGGUGGAGGUGGAGGUGGUGGAGGUGGUGGAGGUGGUGGCGGUGAAGUCACUGGCGGUGGCAAGGGCGGUGGCGGCGGUGGCGGUGGCGGUGGCGGAGGCGGAGGCGUGGGAGCAGUGCGGCGGCUCUGAUUGGACGGGACCAAAGCAGUGCCCCAUGGACCACACUUGCCUGGUCCGCCGGGAGAAGUUUUCGCAAUGUGUGCCCGUCUGGCUCGACGAUUGGCUCGGAUGGCGCACCGGCGACGGAGCCAUCUACGACGAUGGGCCAGCAGACGAUAUCGUGGCACAUCUUGCCAAGCCUAUGCACGACAGCAAGUCUCCCCCUCGAAACCCUGGACCAUGGGAGCAAUGCGGCGGCAAGUCCUACGAGGGGCCGACGGCAUGCCCCCGCGAGUACACCUGUCAGUACCGCCGCGAGACAUUCAGCCAGUGCAUCCCCCAGUUCAUCGCAAAAUGGAUCCCGUCCCACCCGGCGCACGACAACGACGACGCCGAUCAAAAGCACCGCCUCGGCUCCGACGACGCCAGCUCGGACGACGACGACGCCGACCGCCCGGACACGGACGAUAAGCACGAUCCGGAGAAGCCCUCGGACGACGACGACGUCGACAGCAAGGACGACGAUGACAAGCACGACCCGGACGAGACGCGUGACGAUGACAAGCACGCCGACGAAGAUGGCGAGAAGGACUCGGCCCACAGUCAUGACGACGCGGACAAGGCGCUUGCCUGCCGCCGGCGCCAGCCCUUCCCCGCUUGCGUCUGUGCCGCCUCUGACUCUGCCUUGGCCUCGCCACAGCACCGCCACGGCUCGGACGACGACGACGCCGACCGCCCGGACAAGGACGAUAAGCACGAUCCGGAGAAGCCCUCGGACGACGACGACGUCGACAGCAAGGACGACGAUGACAAGCACGACCCGGACGAGACGCGUGACGAUGACAAGCACGCCGACAGUAAGCACCACAACGACUACGGCUCGAGCGACGCCGACGAUGACACCGACAGCAAGCACGACGACGACGCGGACAAGGACGGCAAGCACGCCAACGAUAGCGAUGACGAUUCCAAGUAG
Emiliania huxleyi CCMP1516 is the source of this 1722-nucleotide messenger RNA. RefSeq lists its product as hypothetical. NCBI's taxonomy places the organism in Eukaryota, Haptophyta, Isochrysidales, Noelaerhabdaceae. Gene Ontology annotation, molecular function: cellulose binding. The record is from RefSeq and is a predicted model, not a curated record. The coding region runs from base 1 to 1722 and encodes 573 amino acids. The transcript has 8 exons. Gene Ontology annotation, biological process: carbohydrate metabolic process. Gene Ontology annotation, cellular component: extracellular region.